CGCAUGCCCAAUGCGCAGUGGAAGCCAUGUUGGAGCUACAUUGGAUUCAGGCUGGGAUUUUCUGACGCCGUAUGUUUUUCUUUAAAUAUCUGUUUUCGUACAUUGUUGGGGUUCGUAAACCGUGCGCGAUCGGCGCCGUAAUCGGCAGUGGAAAUGAUGAACUCCAGUGUCGACCUGUCCCGGCGGAAUCCACAGGAGGAUUUCGAGCUGAUCCAGAGGAUAGGAAGCGGCACAUACGGAGAUGUGUACAAGGCUCGUAAUGUAAACACAGGAGAGCUGGCUGCUAUCAAAGUCAUCAAACUGGAACCCGGUGAGGACUUUGCAGUCGUGCAGCAGGAGAUUAUAAUGAUGAAGGACUGUAAACACUCCAACAUUGUUGCCUAUUUUGGCAGUUAUCUCCGAAGAGAUAAGUUAUGGAUCAGCAUGGAGUACUGUGGAGGUGGUUCUCUGCAAGAUAUCUAUCAUGUAACCGGGCCUUUGUCAGAAUCACAGAUAGCUUACAUGUCACGGGAGACCCUACAGGGUUUAUACUACCUGCACAAUAAAGGCAAAAUGCACAGAGACAUUAAGGGAGCCAACAUCCUCCUGACAGACAAUGGCUAUGUGAAACUAGCUGACUUUGGCGUAUCAGCCCAGAUCACAGCGACCCUAGCAAAGAGGAAGUCAUUCAUUGGAACACCUUACUGGAUGGCUCCUGAGGUAGCAGCGGUGGAGAGGAAAGGGGGUUACAACCAGUUGUGUGAUAUCUGGGCUGUGGGUAUCACUGCAAUAGAACUGGCUGAACUGCAGCCACCCAUGUUCGACCUGCACCCAAUGAGGGCUCUGUUCUUAAUGACAAAGAGUAAUUUCCAGCCUCCUAAGUUGAAAGAUAAAAUGAAGUGGACAAAUAACUUCCACCAUUUUGUCAAACUGGCUCUGACCAAGAACCCAAAAAAGAGGCCCACAGCUGAGAAACUGCUGCAGCACCCUUUUGUUUCCCAGCCUCUCAGCAGGACGUUAGCGAUUGAGCUGCUGGAUAAAUCCAACAACCCCGACCACAGCACCUUCAACGACUUUGACGAUGACGACCCUGAGCCUGAGUUUAAGUACAGGGGUCACUUUCUUCCCAUAAGUCCCGGUGCUCGACGUGCACUCCGUUUUGCAGCCCGUCGGAAGUCCCCGGUUCCUUAUCGUAUCCGCUCCACCAGCAGGAGCACCAGAGAAGGAAAAACACUGUCCGAGAUGAAAUUCGAUCAAGUGAAGUUUGAUAGUCUUUUGGAAAAGGAGACACAACCUCAUCAUGAACCGUGUGAUUCUGAGCCCUAUCUGGACUGUGUUGAGGAGCUCUACUAUACAGCAAGAUCUAAUCUGGAUUUGCAGCUGGAAUACGGUCAAGAUUCAUCGCGUUUUUUGGGAGGAAACAAGAGUCUUCUCAAAUCGGUGGAGGAGGAGCUGCAGCAGAGGGGCCAUGUGGCACACUUAGGGGAUGAUGAGGAUGAGGAUGAUGAUGGUGCAGAUGAUGAUGAAACUCACACUCAUAAAUCAAGCACCAUCAUGAGGCCAAGGGUCCCACCCCCACUUCCUCCUAAGCCCAAAUCCAUCUCCUCACCCCAUAAUCAGACGGAUCAAAAACACGACGACAGCCACUCACACAGUGAAGAUGACGGUGGAGGGGGAGGGACCAUCAAGCGCUGCCCAGUGCCAGAGACGCCGAGCCCCGCCAAGCCCGCCUCCUAUGUCCCCCCGCGUCCCCCGCCCCCGAAGCUGCCGCCCCACCGCCGCAGUAGCCUAGGUAACGAGAGCCCGAAGCUCAAAGACGUCGAAAACUCUGCCACAGAGGAUGAUGGGAGCUUUAGGCAUUUCUGGGAGUGGCUCCACACGCCUCACACAGAGGAGGAGCUGGAGGAGGCAUGGGAGGUUCUCAAGGAGGUGAAAGAGGAGCAGGAAAAACAGGAGGAAAAGAAAGAGAGUAAUGGGCUGAACUCUCCCCACAAUGGCGAGAGGGCCAGCCCAGCAGAGAGGCAGUCCACCAUGCCACCUAGUGUCCCCAUACGGAAGGACAAGAAGGAUGUUCCGAAGCCAAUCAGUAAUGGUCUCCCCCCAACACCCAAAGUCCAUAUGGGUGCGUGUUUCUCCAAGGUGUUCAACGGCUGUCCCCUCAAGAUCCACUGUGCCACUUCGUGGAUCAACCCUGACACCAGAGACCAGUAUUUGAUAUUCGGAGCAGAAGAGGGAAUCUACACAUUAAACCUCAAUGAGCUACAUGAGACAACAAUGGAACAGCUCUUCCCUCGGCGGUGUACCUGGUUAUAUGUCAUGAACAACUGUCUUCUUUCCAUAUCUGGAAAAGCCUCUCAGCUGUACUCCCAUAGUCUAAGCGGUAUGUUUGAACAGGCCAGACAGUUACAGAAGUUACCAGUAGCCAUUCCCACGCACAAGCUGCCUGAUAAGAUAAUUCCCAGGAAGUUUGCUGUGUCCAAUAAGAUUCCAGAGACUAAAGGGUGCCAAAAGUGCUGCGUAGUUCGUAACCCAUACACAGGUCAUAAGUACCUGUGUGGAGCCUUCCAGUCAAGUGUCAUGCUGUUGGAGUGGGUGGAGUCAAUGCAGAAGUUCAUGCUCAUCAAGACUAUUGACUUCCCACUACCCUGUCCGUUGGAGGUCUUUGAAAUGUUGGUGGUCCCUGAACAGACCUACCCUCUCAUCUGUGUCGCAGUCAGUAAAGGAACUGAACUCAGCCAGGUGGUCCGAUUUGGCACAGUCAAUCCCAACUCUACCUCCUCCUGGUUCACAGAAGCAGAAACCCCACAGACAUGUGUGAUCCAUGUCACUCAGCUAGAGAGAGACACGAUCCUAGUCUGCCUCGACAGGUGUAUAAAGAUAGUGAAUCUCCAGGGUCGGUUGAAAUCCAGCAGAAAGUUGUCAGCCGAGCUCACCUUCAACUUCCAGAUUGAAAACAUCGUUUGCCUCCAAGACAGUGUAUUGGCGUUUUGGAGACAUGGCAUGCAGGGACGGAGUUUCAAGACUAAUGAGAUCACUCAGGAGAUCUCAGACAGCACACGCAUCUUCAGACUACUGGGAUCAGACAGGGUGGUGGUGCUGGAAAGCAGGCCUACGGACAACCCUACAGCCCACAGCAACCUCUACAUCCUGGCAGGCCAUGAAAACAGCUACUGAGACAUGCACACUAACAUACGUGCACAUAAAACACGCUCUGUAGACACCCCAGCAUUAGUACAGGAAAGGGAGCAAGCGACACACUCAUCCCAACUCCACUUUUAUCCCACCCAGCCUUCAUCUUCUCCCCUGGCCCGACUAGCAGUGUGUCUGGGAGAUGUUCAUCAGUGCACAUGCGGAAUCCCAGUUGCAGCGUUUUAUAAAGAGCUGCAGUGUUAUGUGUAUCAGUGAAGUGUGCGUGUGGCGUUAGAGCAGUGGGUUGUAGACCCGUUUCUGACAGUGUCAGGGUUUUAAAACUCUUGGCCUGAGGCCGCUUUAGAUCGGGAUAGCCAGCUGAAUCUCUGGCCCCUACCCUGGAUACAUCACCCUGGGAACAAUGUCUAGCACGGAAAUUUGACUCCAACACUACUUCUACUACUACUACUUCUACAUCUUCUG
Messenger RNA from Pundamilia nyererei, 3591 nucleotides. Its product is annotated as mitogen-activated protein kinase kinase kinase kinase 3. Lineage: Eukaryota; Metazoa; Chordata; Actinopteri; Cichliformes; Cichlidae. The transcript has 35 exons. The coding region runs from base 154 to 3153 and encodes 999 amino acids. Gene Ontology annotation, molecular function: ATP binding; MAP kinase kinase kinase kinase activity. Gene Ontology annotation, cellular component: cytoplasm. The record is from RefSeq and is a predicted model, not a curated record. Gene Ontology annotation, biological process: intracellular signal transduction; protein phosphorylation.